Molecule: messenger RNA, 2054 nt
Organism: Closterium sp. Naga37s-1
Lineage: Eukaryota; Viridiplantae; Streptophyta; Zygnematophyceae; Desmidiales; Closteriaceae
Source: the annotation of a GenBank genome assembly
AUGGCUCGAGAGCUCCGGGAGAAACGGAGGCGGAAGGAAGAAAGGCGGAAGCAGGACGAGCAGAUUCGGAAACGGGAGGGCAAGGAUAAGGAGAAGGAGACGGGGGAGGAAGAGGAGGUGGAGAAGUUGAGGGGGAGGCGAGAAUUAGAGGAAGCAACAGUGAGGGCGAAGGAGGAAGAAUUGGAGGUAGAGAGAAGGAAGCAGGAAUUGGAUGAGGAAUUGGAGAGGCAGAGAGAGGAGCUCGCGAACCAACCCAGAGACGAGGUCCCGGACCUGAAGCUCAGGAACGGCAGCCGAGGCUCGGGAGCCACCGGGGCGAGGCUCACCGACCCUCUUGGGCUGGUCCGGGAUGAAUCAGGCGUGGAAGGGCAGGGAGGAGGGCGGGAGGCACGCUGGGGCGGGGAAGGCAGGGGAGGGAGGAUGGGGAAUUCCAGCUUGAACCUGCUGGCUUCACGAGGAAUGGCUAGAAAAGAUUUCAGGAAAGAGUGGGCCAAGGGGAGAUUGAGGGACGGGCGAGCGAGGGAGUUAGCUGGGGAAGGCGCGAGAAUGUGGAUGGGUAGGGCGAGGAGGCAAAGGAGGGGUGAGCUGGGGAGGAGGGGAGGGGCGGUGGGAGGGAAGGGGAAUUGGCCGGCGGAGGGAUGGGCAGGAGGGGGGCUCGGGAGAGAGGGGAGAGAAGGAAUAGGAAAUGGUGUAGGGAAUCGGAGUGCCGCUGCUGGGGGCUUUUCACAGGCUGGUUCGGAGUCCCGCCGAGCCGAAGCCGAAGCUGUGUGGAAGGAACGGCAGAAGCAGGUGGUUGCCGCCUUCCGGCACGCCUGGAAGGGCUACCGAACCUACGCGUUUGGUUUGGACGAGCUCAUGCCGCUGAGCCGAGGCGGGGAGGACGGGUUGGGCAGGCUCGGAGCUACCAUAGUGGAUGGUCUAGAUACUGCGAUGAUUAUGGGGAUUAAAGACAUAGUAGACGACGCCGGGCAGUGGGUUGUGACUACUCUGCCUGAGAAAAUCAACCACGCCGGGCAGAGCCCCACGCCCGUGCCCCUCUCAGACGUAUACCUGGCUGGACGAUACGCUCAGAGAGCCAACGGCGGCGGGCUGAGCAGCACAGCGGAGUGCACGACGGUCCAGCUGGAGUUCUGGGAGCUGAGUAGACUGACGGGGGAGAGGAAGUACGGAGCAGCAGCGAUGCAGGUGAUGGAGCAUGUGCGGGGGCUGCAUCGACUGGAUGGGCUGGUGCCGAUAUACAUGGACCCUGACUCUGGUAGGUUUUCGGGUGAGAACAUCCGACUGGGGUCCAGGGGAGACAGCUACUACGAGUACCUCAUCAAGGCGUAUCUGCAACAGAGGGACCACCCACCCGCGCUGCUGCAAGUGGUAACCACAAGCUUCACAGCAAGCGGUGAUGGGCGAUCGAACGGCACCGAUGCAGCCGCUGCUGGUGCUGGUGCUGGCGGUGGUGCUGGUGGUGGUGAUACGAGCAGGGGAGGAAGUGUGGUAGAAGCAAGAGCAGGAGGAUCAGGAGGAGGAGCAGGAGGAGGAGAGAAGGGCGAAGGGAGAAGGGGCGCGCACGUGGAGUAUCUGGCGGAGAUGUUUGACGAGGCAGUGGCAGGGAUGCGCAAGUGGCUGGUGGCGCGCAGUCACCCCAAGGGACUCACCUUCAUUGCUGAGCGGCCGUCAGGGCUGUUAGGAGAAUUGCACCCCAAGAUGGACCACCUGGUGUGCUUCCUGCCGGGGUCCUUGGCUUUGAGAGCGACUGAGGGGCUGACAGAGGCAGAGGCAGCAGCACGGGGCGUGCUGACACAGCAGGGGAGGGAGCUGCUGGACUUGGCAAGGAACGUGACGGAGGCGUGCAUUCAGAUGUAUCAAGUGACAGCCACCGGGUUGGCGCCUGAAAUAGCCUACUUCAACAUGCGGGAGGAUUCUCAGGAGUACAUGGGGACAAGGCACGACGCCGAGUAUGGGCGGGACAUUCAGAUCCACCAGGCGGACCGGCACAACCUGCUGCGACCCGAAACGGUGGAAGCGCUGCUUUAUAUGCACCGGGUUACUGGGAACACACG